Messenger RNA from Chironomus riparius, 1141 nucleotides. NCBI's taxonomy places the organism in Eukaryota, Metazoa, Arthropoda, Insecta, Diptera, Chironomidae. The record is from the annotation of a GenBank genome assembly.
GUGAAAUGCUUCUGUAAGUAAUUGCCAGUAAUUCAAUUGUUACUGAUUUACAAGCAUAAGAAGAGAAAAUUCAGGGCUUAAGAAAAGUUCAUUCGAAAGCUAUAAUUUGAAUAUUAAGCAGUCGACAAUUAAAAGAUAUAGUGAUGCCUUAGAUUUCAAAACUGUAUAUAAGCAGCAGUAGAAUCUUUAAAAUUUAUAAGUUUUAUCAAAAGCUUGUAAUUGAACAGUCGUAAGCAACAUGAAAGUUAUUAUCAUAAUUUCUUCAAUUAUUGCCAUUAGUUUGGCAACUGAUUAUUGUGAUCCAAAGAUUUGUACAAAUAAGCCAAAUCCAACAUUCCCACAUAUUGGAUGUGGUGCAAGUGGUAAACUAGCUUCAACUUGUCCAUCGGAUGGUGAAUAUAUUGAAUUGACUGAUGAGCAUAAGAAGAUUAUUUUGGAGGAACACAAUAAGCUCCGUAAUAAAAUCGCUAACGGAGAGGAAAGUGGAUUUGAACCAGCCAAGAAAAUGGUAACAAUGAAGUGGAAUGAUGAGCUUGCUUAUCUUGCAAAUUUGAAUGCUUUAGGAUGCGAUUUUGAACAUGACAAGUGCAGAAAUACUGAUGAUUUUGCAUAUGCUGGUCAAAAUUUGGCUGUUCGUUCAAGCACUGGGGAUUUUCCUGAAACAAAAAAAGCACUCCGUGAUGCUAUUCGUGAUUGGUACAGUGAAUAUGAAAUUUCCACUCAAAGUGACAUCGAUAAGUAUCCAUUAGACACAAAUGGUCGUAUGAUUGGGCAUUUCACUCAAGUCGUUAAUGGCUUAGCAGGUGAAGUUGGAUGUGGUGUCACACGAUACACUGAUUCAAGUAGUGGAACUGCUUUCAAAACUUUCCAACUUAGCUGUGAUUAUUCUCGUACAAAUUUGGUCAAUCAAGCUAUUUAUGCGGCUGGGAAAACAGCAUCUGAUUGCAAGACAGGAACCAACCCAAAUUAUCCAGCAUUGUGCAGUGAAAAUGAGAAGGUUGAUCCAAAUUAUCUUAAAUUUUAAAUUGUUCCUGUUUGAUCAUUGUUACCAAAGAAUCAGACCAAAGAUCUUUUUAUUCAAGGAUAGGUUUUUGUUUCGUUACUUUUUUCCUUUUCCUCUUUUAGACCUGAAAGUUCGCUA